Eutrema salsugineum is the source of this 556-nucleotide messenger RNA. RefSeq names its product mitochondrial import inner membrane translocase subunit TIM8. The coding region runs from base 145 to 378 and encodes 77 amino acids. The transcript is spliced from 2 exons. Lineage: Eukaryota; Viridiplantae; Streptophyta; Magnoliopsida; Brassicales; Brassicaceae. The record is from RefSeq and is a predicted model, not a curated record.
UUAACUCAAUAAGCAAAGAAGUAAGCGGCGUCCGGUUUAUCUAUCUAUCCCUGAAAAUUGAUUGAGAUUUUUUUAGGGUUUCAGUCGCUGAGAAAAUCGAUUCUUCUUCUUCUUCUUCAUCAAACAGAGACGAUCUCUACCGCCAUGGAUCCUUCCCUCGCUAACAACCAGGAAUUGCUUCAAUUCCUCACCCAAGAAAAAGAAAGAGCAAUGGUGAACGAAGCGGUGGCGAAGCUGACGAGCUCGUGCUGGGACAAAUGCAUGACGGACAAACCAGGAAGCAAAAUCAGCUCGAGCGAGUCCUCUUGCCUCACUAACUGCGUUGGGCGUUACAUGGAUAUGAGUAUGCUCAUCAUGAAACGAUUUCAGUCGCAGUGAUUGAUUGAAUUGAGAUCAUCAUGACACUUCCCUUUCUUUCCUUUUUAAUCUCUUGGCAAGUGUUGAAUCCAACAAGAGUAUUCUCGGAUAAGUCGUUGUCGGAUUUGUUUUAAUGGUAAUGUGAUUGAGAUUGUUAUUGAUGGAUAAUGAUAAUAUUAAUAGAUAAGUGUGGAGUUAA